AUGAGCCGGAAAGCUACAGCACGCAGCUGCUUUGCACCCGUGCACCCCGAAGCCAGGAUAGUGGUGGUCCUUCCAGUUGGGGACCUCCUGCUGUCUUGCUACCAGUGCCCCAGAAAGUGCUUCGAGCACCCCCAUUUCGUUGUGGUCCUGGAGCCUUCACCGAGGCCUGGCCCUGGGGUGCACCCCUGCUGGCCUUUGGCUCCUUGGGCGUUUCUGCAGUGGCGACCCCAGCAGGAUAGGAGGAAGCUGCUGUGCCCUCAGACGUCGCCGUCGACGUCGUCACGGUCUUCCUCAGCGUCAGCGAGAGGGAAGAGGAGACUUACCCACAUGGCCAACAGCACCACAGCCGCCAAGAGGACUUUCAGCAACAACAGAGCGGCAGCCCAGCCGAUGUACUUCACCUACGUCGUCACCCCGCAGCAAGCCGCCUACAGCUAUUCCUUGUUUGGGGUGAAGAAGCUCACCCUCACCAAGGAGCGGAAGGACAGGAUCCCGGCUGCCAUGCGUCAGCACUACUUGGGCCUGUUCACCGAAGAGUGCCUCAAGUUCUCCUCCUCGCACCUGGAGGCCAUCGAGAAGGCGCAGUCAGAGGAGAAGGUGGUCUACGACCGAAGUCCCGGCAAGGACAAGUACCUGAAUGUCGCCCUGCACACCCUGAAAAAACUCAGGGGCCUGGUUCCCAGUGCCGUGCCGGGUCUCAGCAAGGCCACGCUGUACAGCCGCCUGAGGAGCUAUAUGCUCUCGGAGGAGGACCUCAAGAAGCACGGCUUCCCGUUCGCACACCCAGAGAAGCCCGGCUCAGCCAUGCUCUUCAAGCAAGAGCAGCGUCGGAGUCCGACACACACGACCUGCUGCCGCUGCAGCACCGAGUAUCGCGUGUCGUCCUCGGGCCGCUGCCUCAGUUCGGAACCCUGCGUGUUCCACUGGGGGCGCAGAGCCUUCGUCCGGGUGCUCGGGGGCUUCGAGUCGCGGUACUCGUGCUGCCAGGCGUCCCUGGGAGCCACAGGCUGCACGGUGGCCAAGCAGCACGUGCAGGACGGCAGGAAGAACAACUUGCAUGGCUUUGCCAAGACCUUCCCGAAGAAGGACUGGGAGGCGCACGCGGGGAUCUACGCCCUGGACUGUGAGAUGUGCUACACCACGCAUGGCCUGGAGCUCGCCCGCGUCACAGUGGUGGACACGGACUUGCGAGUGAUUUACGACACCUUCGUCAAGCCCGACAAUGAGAUUGUGGAUUACAACACCAUAUAUUCUGGAGUGACCGAGGCCGACCUGGCAAACACCAACGUUAGGCUGCGGGAUGUCCAGGCCAUGCUCCUGAGCCUGUUCAGCACUGAAACCAUCCUCAUCGGACACAGCCUGGAGAGUGACCUGCUGGCUUUGAAAUUGAUCCAUGGCACGGUGGUGGACACAUCCGUGCUCUUUCCUCACUACCGGGGUCUUCCCUUCAAGCGCGCCUUGCGAAGCAUCGCCUACCAGUACCUUAACCUGACAAUCCAGAACCACAGCAGUGGACAUUGCUCUAUCGAGGAUGCCAGCGCCUGCAUGCAGCUGGUGACCUGGAAGAUGAAGGAAGACGCCAAGUUCUUCUGCCCUCCUCAGCAACAGGCCGCUUGCCCGAAGUGUGCGCUGCAGCAGAAACUGGUUUGCAUCAGCCGACACACUCAGACGCCAGAGGUGCCCGAGACGCUAGACAAGCUGCACCCAGAGGAACGAGGCACAGACCUACCUCACACUCCCCAGCUAGAGACUUGAGGACUUCUUGUGAACUGAUUAUGGGUUGUAGGGAGGUGAGGAAUGACCUCCAUAGAGUUGUUAAACUUUUAGUCCAAGCCUGAUGCAUUGCAGAGUUAUCUGCUUGCUACCUUGUGGGGCAAGGCUGGGUACUGCUUGCCCUGUUGUGGACGCAAGAAGAGGAUGAGUUCGUUCAGUUUAAGUCAUGUCACACCCAGCUAAAGGGAUGAGGAGGAAAUACCACUGCCGGUUCCAGAACUUUCUCACAGAGCUGACCAAGGAAAACAGCCUGCCUGACUCAGAGGUGAGACCAUUUUGCUUCGACAAGGAGCGACAGAGCUGUUAACUGUGACUUUAAGAUUAACUUUGCCUAGUAAAAGCAGCCCCUCCUAGUCUGUCAGGUCCUCAGUGCUUUGAGAAAGUCGAUGAAAUUUGUUGGAAAUAACUAGUUCCAAGCAACACUGAUAACCUCUUAAUUUUCAGGAGGUUGUGGUUUUUUGUUGUUGUUGCUCUUGAAGUUGAAAUAGUUAGAUUUCUUGGGGGGAGUAACUUUUUUUUCUACAUAACAAUUAUAAAAUGCAAGUGGUUUUUGAAUGAUUUUAAAAACUUGGUUGAAAAUUGAUUGAAUUAUUUCCACUAGAAGAUAGCAUGGGCCAAAACACCUUUUAUUUCUGCUUAUGAUAUUUUUUAAGGAAAUCAAAUGCAUUUUUGUCCUUACUAUAAAGAAAGCCACCCUAGACCUGUGUGUUAAAGGACAUUCUCUGUUACGGUGUGCAAGCUUGUGUGUUUUAAAAUAUUCAAGGAGAGAAAAUAACUUUUUAUCAUCCACCUUUUAGAUGAUAUAGUUUAAGUUUAGUAAGGAAUGUUAAUGUUUGUAAAAGCCAAUAAAACUUUAUAAGUUCUUUAUAUCUAAGUCAGGAAUCAGAGCUAAUUAGCAUUAAGAACUUUGCAUUUAGGAUCUGUGUUAAAACGUUCAACUAUUUUUUCCCUGCCUCACCUGUGGCUUACUGUGUGGCCCAGAGCUGGCUUUGAAGUUCUUUCUGCUACCUUUAGAGUGUGAUUACGUUUGUAAUUACCGUGCCUGGCUAAUGUUCCUCAACUGCUUUUUCAAAACUAAAUCCUAAAUUACCAGAGCAAAACUAAAGCAAAAGCUCUAUUCUUUGGACUAAUAACUGUUGG
Messenger RNA from Peromyscus leucopus (white-footed mouse), 2913 nucleotides. Its product is annotated as RNA exonuclease 1 homolog. The record is from RefSeq and is a predicted model, not a curated record. Gene Ontology annotation, cellular component: nucleus. NCBI's taxonomy places the organism in Eukaryota, Metazoa, Chordata, Mammalia, Rodentia, Cricetidae. Gene Ontology annotation, molecular function: exonuclease activity; nucleic acid binding. The coding region runs from base 1 to 1755 and encodes 584 amino acids. The transcript has a single exon.